AUGGCACCCAAAAAAGACAAGCAAAAAGAGUCAACCAGCCAAUCUAAGUCAUCUCAGUCGCCUUCCCAGUCGCUCCGAAUCCUCCCUGCAUCUAUGAGUCAAAAUAAGCCAGAAAUCCCCAAGCAGGUGGUUCCUUACCCAGGUCACCCACCAAUCUCAGUUGCCACACCAAUCUCAGUUGCCAAUAGAUUUUCUGCUUUAGGUUCUACAGUUGGCCAAAUACGCCCUAGCUAUCAGUCGACCCUAAUCUCCAGUUAUGAUCCCUUCUUUGGUGAUUCCCCAGCUGGACCCUCAGUUGCCUUCAAAAAAUCAUCCCCUUACAUGCUCAAAAGUACUUCCCAUUUAUUUGUUCUUGAGCCAAUUUAUGAUGUUCAUUCUGAUCCAGUCGAAAUAGCCAAGCACUAUUUUCCUCCUGGAUUUCAUUAUAUGCCUCCCAGUUCAUAUAAGUCCCUCAAGUAUUAUAGAGAUAUAUUACUUGAAACCCAAUCAGUUGAAAUUAAGCCGAUAAGGGAUAAAGAUCACCCAGAGAUCAUCCUUUAUCAUUCUCUUUAUAUCCAUAAGAUCCCUGGUACUCUAUCUUCCUCCAUCAAACCGAGGAUUUUAGCCACUCCUGUUGACAGAAUUGCCAAAUAUGUUUACAAUGAUCUGCCCCAAGAGCCUAUUCCGCGUCCAGUCUCCCCCACUGGUUCGACCCGGUCUUCUCUUUCAGUCGAAGGAAAAUCGAAGUCCGAACUCCAAGAAAUUGCCUGCCAGUUGAUCAUCCAAGCCUCCCAGAUGGAUGAUGAUGAAGACAAUGAUUCCCCUUCAUCGUCCAGCUGUCAGCCCAUGCAAACCCCUGCCAAGAAAAAGUCCUGGUAUGAAGACAGCCAAGACCCAUACGAUGCUUAUGAUUUGAAUUCUGACUAA
Molecule: messenger RNA, 906 nt
Organism: Prunus armeniaca (apricot)
Lineage: Eukaryota; Viridiplantae; Streptophyta; Magnoliopsida; Rosales; Rosaceae
Source: the annotation of a GenBank genome assembly